Molecule: messenger RNA, 1200 nt
Organism: Aspergillus melleus
Lineage: Eukaryota; Fungi; Ascomycota; Eurotiomycetes; Eurotiales; Aspergillaceae
Exons: 3
Coding region: 1-1200 (399 amino acids)
Source: RefSeq, a predicted model, not a curated record
AUGGCUAAGCAUGGGUUGAGAAAAGGCCUCAAGUUCGUGAAGCGCAAACUUACGAACAAGCCCAUUGCUGGCUUACCUGCAUGGGUGAACACACAUACAACCCAUGCACGGAGACAACCUGUAUAUGAUCCUCCCGGGAGCGAGGCGUACACUGGGCAGACCGUCAUGAUUAUCGGAGCCAUGGGUGCACUGGGACGCAGAACAGCCUAUCUCUUCGUAUUGAAUGGUGCUGCAUGUAUCCAUCUCACCGGAAAAUGCCGUGAUGAGCUGGCCAAGCUUGAAUACGAUCUCCGAAAUGAUCACCACCUACAUACAGCCAAUCCCGGCUGCAGAUUCAUACUGCACGAGCUCGAUCUCAGCAAUAGGGGGAUGACAAGGGACUUUGUGAAGAGAAUCACGACAGAUUGCCCCCACCUUCAUGUGCUUCUUUUCAAUGCGGCAACAUUCUGCCCGGGUUUCCAGGGAUGCGAUGGUCCUGAUGACGCCAGUGAAGCGACCGAGCGGAUGAUGCAGGUGAACUGCUACUCGCAAUGCUUGAUAUUCAUGGCCCUUAGGAAAAUCCUUAGCGACACCGGAAGGGAUUCGGGCUCGCUCUCUCACGUCACCUUCGUCACCUGUCACUGGUUGGGCAAUGGGUAUGGAACUCAGCUCCCUGAUAGUGUCAGCAAUCUGCGUGCACGGCUUGCCAAUCGAAUCACGUUCAAUAGCGGGCAUCAAUUUCAUCUCAGCAAGCUGCUUACGACCUUUUGGGUCUAUUACUAUGCAUCAUUGGCUCCCGUAGACGAAACCCACGUUGUUGUCAACACGGUUUGGCCAGGCACUCUGAAACAUUCGAACAUCUAUCGAGAAUGGGGACCAGAGGUCCACCAGGCUACAGAAGAGGCACGCGCCCUGUUUGGUCGGCCCAUAGGAAGAGCGGCUCGAGUCGUGCAUGCUGCUACACGGGGCAAUGCCGGAACACAUGGGCAUUGCAUUGCCAACAAAACCAAGUAUUUAGGGCAAAAUCUCGUAACGCAACAUGCUCGAUUAGGCUGCGAACGACUAGUAUACCGCAUGAUUGAGCAAGUGAUGCGGAGGGAGAUUACCACUAUAAAUGAUCAAAUGGAUUCUACGGAAUUUCAGAUGGUUCUCGACACUCCACACGAUUCUGACGAAGAUGAACCGGUUGUGGACAACCCGUGGCAACCUACUUUGGGAUAG